AUGGAGCGGGAGCUGAACACGGUACCCUCCUCGAGCACCUCAGGGCCUCCCCCCUAUCUUCCUCCCCGGCCUACACUCACCCCUCUAAUUCUAAAUAUGCACCCGAUGGUCGGCCUGUUCGUGCUCUGCCUCGCCGUCUCGUUGACGUUGGCCAGCCAGCAGCCGGAAGUGAGCGUCGCCGAGCUGUGCGAGAAGUCGGACGACACGCGGGAGCUGUGCGAGCGAAUCUUCUCCGCCCUGGCCCACUCCGAGCGACAGAUGGAGAAGCGGAAAGCGUCGUUCAUCCGGUUCGGCAAGCGAUCCGCCCCCAUGGAGAUGGCAGAAGACAGCUCAGAGGAGCUGCGGCCAGCCCUGGUCGACAAGAGGAAGGCGUCGUUCAUCCGUUUCGGCCGCAAG
Molecule: messenger RNA, 396 nt
Organism: Mesorhabditis spiculigera
Lineage: Eukaryota; Metazoa; Nematoda; Chromadorea; Rhabditida; Rhabditidae
Source: the annotation of a GenBank genome assembly